UAACUAGUCUACAUUACAGUAUACUCUUCUUGGAGCUCUUGAUCACAGACUUGAGUACCAGGCAGUGUCAGAGAAACAUCACCAGCUUCGCUGCAGAUUCCUCCUUUUGUUCUGAGAGAAAUCAGGAAGUUUCACUGGAAUUAUUCCUUGGAUCCAAUGCAGGCAAGACAAAAGGACAUCCAGGCACAGAGGCAUUUCUGACCUUAGUCAACCUUGUCCUGGUGGAAUCUCAGUGGGAAAAUGCUACAACUGAGAGUCCAACUUCUGGACGACACGCAUGAAAUAUUUGAGGUGGAGCAAAAAGCCACCGGAAAAACUCUUUUCGAUUGUGUCUGCCAACACUUGAACCUUGUUGAGGAAGAUUACUUUGGAAUGGAGUUCAACGAUCGUUAUGGGAAUGUGGUAUGGUUGGACCUCUUAAAACCUGUUAUAAAACAAAUCAAAGGGGAGAAGAUGAUUCUGUUCCAAUUUGUAGUGAAGUUCUUUCCACCUGAUCCAGGACAGCUCCAAGAUGAAUUGACAAGGUAUCUCUUUGCUCAGCAAAUAAAACGUGACCUGCUUGCUGGAAGGCUUCAUUGCAAUGAUAACAGUACCGCACUGUUACUGUCUCACGUCAUCCAGGCUGAAGUCGGUGAUUUUGAUGAAGAACUAGACCAAACCCACUUACAAUCCAAGAUAUAUGUUCCAAACCAACAACGUCUAGUACACAAAAUAAUGAAUUUUCACCAAAAGCUCAUAGGGCUGACCUCAGCAACUUCUGACAUUCGCCUUCUCGACACAGCACGGAAGCUGGAGAUGUAUGGUGUCAGGCUCCAUCCAGCCAAUGAUGGUGAGGGAACACAGAUCAAUCUGGCUGUUUUACACAUGGGCAUAUUGGUCUUUCAGGGCAAGACAAAGAUCAAUACAUUCAACUGGGCCAAAAUACGCAAAUUGAGUUUUAAGAAGAAACAUUUCUUUAUCAAGCUCCACUCCAACAUUUUUACUGCCUCAUGCAAGGAUUCUUUGGAAUUUCUGAUGGCAAGUCGUAAUGUGUGCAAGCAGUUCUGGAAGACCUGUGUUGAAUAUCAUGCUUUCUUUAGGCUCCCUGAAGAACCCAAAUCAAAACCCAAGCCUAUACUUUGCAGCAAAGGUUCCAACUUUCGAUACAGUGGAAGAACUCAAAAGCAACUGGCUGACUAUCUUAGCAAAGGAGAUUUUAAGAAGGUGCCAUUUCAAAGGAAGCAUUGUAAUGUACAAUCUGAGGAAGAUUCAGCAGGAACGGGCCUUGAGGUGGGGAUGCAGGACAAGGGAUCGCCACAUGAUCUUUGGGGCGUUGGGCAAUUAGGAGACGUCCUGGAUAAGGUGGGGCCGAGGGCAGCACAGAGACGGAGGAAGGAGUCGGCAGUGGAGAUUGUGUUCAGCACUGAACUGGAGAGGUCCAAGCCCGAGGCGGACCCAGCAUUAGACAUUCUCUCCAGCCGCGAUCUCUCUGCUCCCUCUGUCAGCGACGCUGAGGUCAAGAAAAAUCCAGGGCAACUGCAAAAAAGCAGCUUAGAGUUUCUGACUAACCGUACUACGAAGGAAACGGAUCCAGGAGACUUGACAUGUGGGGACUCACCCAAGUUCACAGUAGGGAGCCAAUGCCUUGGCGAUAGUUUCCCCAAUUCGGACAGUUUAACGGACGGUUCUCUCCAACCGACAUGCUGCAUGUGGACAGACGAAGAAAUUGUUCGACUUUCGGGCAUAGCCCGCCCAGUCAGCUUGCCCGCUUCCGGCUUCUUAGCCAAUUAUGGGCUCUACCAGCGGGCUGUGAUGAGGGGGAGCUACGGCAGUACAUUGAACGCUGUACGGGAGGAGGAGAACCAGCAGGAUGACACUCGACUGCCUUCCAAAAGAUCUCGCAGCCAGUCUGAUGUGAAGAUCCUCGGCCUAGUCCAUGCGCCGGAGUUAAGGCCCAAAACUCACUUCUUGCCCUUGGGUCGGAGACAAGCUCUUGGUAAACUGGGUCAUGUGCACCUAGUGCACAGGAUGCUGCAACGCAGAGAGGUCCUGCAGACAACAGAACGAUACAUCAGCAGUGGCACAGAGUCCAGCGACUCAGACUCGGAAAUUAUCAGCCCCUACUUCCAUCCGCGUCCACUCGGUAAAGCUCUUCGAUCCCCCGCACCGAAGGGAGGUCAGUUUGCGUCAGCCAGCGUCCAGUCAGACGAAGUAGCCUCAUUCGAUCGGAAUUGUGCCGACAAGCUCGGACACCUGACGAUCUACACCGAUUUCAUUUAGUUUGGGAUGGAUCCGCCUUUACAGCUUCCUGCCCCAUUACCAAUCCCCAACCAUUGUCUUUGCCAUUACUCCUGACCACGAGUUGACUGUUGUUGGAGUUCUGUAAACAUCUCCAUAAGAAAAUGACCUGACCUGUGAAAUUGUGUGCCGGAGUCUCCCUAGUCUCUCUUUCAUUAUUAUGUUGUCAACAGUGAUGGGCGUGCCCCAUGUAGUUUGUGCACAAUUUUGGUUAUUUAAACAAUUCA
Molecule: messenger RNA, 2504 nt
Organism: Stegostoma tigrinum
Lineage: Eukaryota; Metazoa; Chordata; Chondrichthyes; Orectolobiformes; Stegostomatidae
Product: FERM domain-containing protein 7
Exons: 13
Coding region: 241-2259 (672 amino acids)
Cellular component (GO): cytoskeleton
Molecular function (GO): cytoskeletal protein binding; guanyl-nucleotide exchange factor activity
Source: RefSeq, a predicted model, not a curated record